CCAGUGACGUCACGGCCGCGGCCCACCUGACCUGUCAAGUCGGGUCACGUGAUCCACCUCUGCACGCCGCCAUUUUGGAACGCUUAUGAGGAGAGUGGGUGUGAUGGAAAACGAGAAAAGCGCUGGGGUACAAACGCCAAAAGUAGAAGCAUGUGCAGAUCGCUUGGUUCCUGAGGCUAAACUCCUGCUGAUGCGCACAGCGGAGACCAAACAACAAUGCAACGACCCUCUGAUUAACGUGAUCCAGAAACUCUCAGCGAUGGUGAACAGAGAAGAAUCCAGCAGAAGUACGGACAGGAUAAAACGUCCAUACCCGGAGGAUGCUCCAUGUGAUCUGCCAUCAUCACUGGCAGCCGGGCUGGGGAACCUCUGCCCCAAGAAGAUCAAGGAAGAAGAUUCUGCCAUCCACAGCCCAACAGGCAGCUCUCCACCCAGCAAUAGGAAAGUGAUGUUCUACCAGUGCAGUCUCUGCAAGUUCAUCUCGCCUUCCUUUGAGGUCCUCACCAUUCACGUGAAAAAUCACGGGCAGCAUAACGAAAUCAUCCUCAUGUGCUCAGAUUGCCACUUGACUUUUAAAAACCACAGCGAGCUGGAAGCUCAUAUUAAAACGCACUGCGAGAACGAAGUCAGCGCUCCUUCACAGCUGAAAGAUCAGCCCCAGGAAGACAAGCCGCUCUCCCCAUGUCCGAACUUUCCCGAGCCAGUGCGGAAAAAAUGGUACGCCUAUGAGUCGUAUGGCCUGUACAGGUGCCUCAUCUGCAGAUACACCUGUGGCCAACAGCGAAUGUUAAAGACCCAUGCCUGGAAACACGCCGGAGAGGUCGACUGUACGUACCCUAUAUUUGAAGAAGAGAACGAGUCUGCAGGUUUACCAGAUUCUACUGUGGCUCAUACGCCACAGGGGAGCGAAUCGGUGCUGUCCGAAAACCUUGACCUUAAGCAACACGGGUACAUAUCUGCAGGUGUGCCAGUUCAGGAGCGCUGCUCUGUGCCAAUUGAUGCGCAGGUGAAAAGGACUGAAAUCCUUGACCCAUCGACUGCCCUGGCUCCCUCGACGGAAGUCAUAGUUGUCGAGGAUGCUCUAUCGGAAACCGAUCAAGAUAACUUGCUUAGAGAGAGUCUCCUGUCCUCCGCCCAGAAAAUAAUUCACUGUAGCCAAAACACAAAGGGCCACGUGAACGUGAUUGUGGAACGUUUGCCUGGUGCUGAAGAGCCUGGUGCACAGAAACCCUUCCUGAUAACCACUGAAGUGGGCGUGAAAAAGAUGGUCCCGCACGACUCCCAGCCUGCAGGAUUGGUGGAAGCUUUUCAUGCAGACAGAAGUGACGUAGGGAGUGAAGAGAUUAUAAUAGGAUGGAGUAACACUGGGAAGAACAGCGCCGACUUUCAGGGAUCCAAUGAGAAUUCUCCUCCGGUGCGGAGGAGGACUAACUCUGAGUGCUUGAGGCUGCACUCAUUGGCUGCUGAGGCGCUAGUCACCAUGCCUAUCCGAGUGGUAGAAUGCCCCAAGACUAGUCUGCGGCUCAUCCACGAUACUAAAUCUAUAGAUCCAGACACUGGGCAGCGAGAUAGUGACGCAACCUACGUGACAUGCCCCAAGGUCGAGUCUUCGAAGGUUCCAGAGUCUUGUAAUGCCCUUAUCAAGACGGAAGUGCAGGAGAAAAGCCAACUUACAGAGACCCCUAUAAAAAUGGGCAUAAGCAUGUCUUUGCUGAAGGUGAUUGAGAAGCUGAGAGAGCGCACAGAUCAGAACGCUACGGACGACGACAUUCUGAAAGAGUUACAGGACAACGCCCAGAGCGAGUCCACCAUGGAGCUCGGCCCAGGCAGUAACCUUGUGGAAUAUCUGCCCGAUGUGGAACGCCCUUACAGGUGCCGCCUGUGCCAUUACACCAGUGACAAUAAGGGUUACAUAAAGCAGCACCUGCGGGUUCAUCGCCAGAGGCAGCCUUACCAGUGUCCUAUCUGUGAGCACAUAGCGGAGAGUAGCGGCCACUUGGAGAACCAUAUGAUAAACCAUUGCAAGACCAUGAAGUACCAAUGUAAACAUUGCAGCGAGUCCUUCUAUUACAAGAGUCAGUUAAGGUGUCACGAGCGGGAACAUCGCAAUCUUCUAGAUACUACGUCUACCAUGAAUGAGGAUGCGCAGAUCUAUGCAGAGGAUGUGGAAGAAAAGUGUUUCCCAGAAGGCAGCAAAUCGAGCAUCUCAAAGUUGUACCGAUGUGACGUUUGCAGCUACACAAGUUCCACUUAUGUUGGUGUUCGAAACCACAGAAGGAUUCACACGUCUGACAAACCGUAUAGGUGUUCGCUUUGUGGCUAUGUUUGCAGUCACCCUCCCUCUUUAAAAUCCCACAUGUGGAAGCACGCCAGCGAUCAGAACUACAACUACGAGCAAGUGAACAAGGCAAUCAACGAAGCAAUGUCGCAGAGCAGUCGGGUGGCUGAUCCCCUGAAGAGUUCUCUAGAAGAUUGUGAUCUGAAACUGGACGGUGAUCUGGUUAGCUCAGCAGGCCAGCCAGCAUCCGAGAUUACAGGUUGCAUAGAAACCCACAAGGUCAACUCAGCGCCAAACGCCGCGUGCAACACGGAGAAGCUGCAGACCCAGAUCAGGCCAGGCACAGAGCUGUGCGUCCUGCUCUUCUGCUGCUGCAUUUGUGGCUUCGAGUCUACAAGCAAAGAACUCCUUAUGGAGCACAUGAAAGCACACGAGGGAGAGAUCAUUAACAUCAUACUAAACAAAUCCGAAUCCGCGUCCUGAAAAAAGGGCGUUCCCGCGAGACCGGCCAUUUUGUGGAGUCGACACAUUUAAAAAAGAAAAAAGGCACCCAGCUCGUAUUGCAGCGGUGGGCUGAGUGCGUCCUUUUCUCAUUUCACAGGCCGCGUACUUUCGGCUCAGUGGCUCUUUUCAUUAAGUUGGACAAGUUACGAGAACGCCUCAUUCUUUAGGUUUUAGUUCUUUUCUGGCCAAGGUGCUUGGAGGGAAAUAAAAGGGUUUUUGAAGGUAGAAAAAAAAGUAUUUUUUUGCUCUCUUUUGUGUAAUAGCUGAUAUUAAACUCGGGGUUGUAUUUUUCUCCCCCCGCCCCAGCUCUGACAUUUAAAUUGAAUCGUCCUAAUAGCGUAUUUAGAGACGGACAUUUACACUUAUGAAUUUCACAGAUGUAUUUAUUUUUUUCCUCCUUCUUCCAGUUUUGGACAAUAUUCUAUUCAUCGUUUUUAUAGUCUCUAAUAUUGAGUAAAAACGUCAGUACCCCGACAGAGCAUUUUGUAGGAGGAGAAUUGAUGUGUCCGAUGAAAACAGGAUGUUACGUGAUGCAGUGCUGCAAGGAUGGUACCGGAACCAAGCGCUUGCAUCUCUAUGGGUCUCUCUCCGCUCUUGCCAUCUGACUAGAUCAUGCAUUUAAUAAGCGUAAGACCUAUAGCGGCAACAAGUUACUCAACUAUUACAACCAAAUGGUUCUUAAACGUGACGCAGGCCAGUCGGAGAACGUCUGCUUAAGAUAUUCUCGGGUUUAUUCAUGAAGCACUGAUAAAAGUGGAGAAGUUGUCCAUGGCAACCAAUCAGCAUUGAAGUGACAUUUAUAAUUUGCAUACUAUACAAUUGUACGGAGCAGCUGAUUCGUUGCCAUGGGCACCUACUCCACAGGUUCACUUCUCCACUCUGAUCACUGCUUCACGAAUAGACCCCUCGGUUUUAUAUGGCCUUUGUGCAGCUUGUCUCCCAGAGAAUGCCUGACGGAGGUAUUAUUACGUGUAUCUUUCAUUUGCGCACAUCGUGAGCCGCCAUUUUCUGGUCUGAACCAAUAUCCAGGAUUAUCCAACAUUUCAAUUCAUUAGUAUCCAGUGACCUGACGGACAUAACGUGGGGUCCGCGGUGGCUGCUGUUACGGCUGGAGAGUUGGGGGCGAGUAUUGUCCCCAAUCCUAGUGCGUUAAUAAUAGGCUGUGAUUUCAUUUUGGGUCAUCCCAGAAAAUUGUCGCUGCUGCCGUGUGUUACUGGAUUACAUUGGAAUAGUUGUGUUCUCGAGUAUAAAUGACAUAGAUUACAGUAAAUUGUUGCUGUAUUCUUACACAUUCGGAGACCAGAUGCAUGUAAGUAGGUUCUGAUACUUCUGUAACAUAGAUACAGCUUCAGCUUUCACAUGUAACUGGCUCUAAUUCAGGUUGGAUCGUAUAAGCGGUAGUCUGGAAAGUGCGCAUGCGCAGGACCCAUUCUUCACAUGUACACAAGUCCUGCGAUCGCAUUGCAGAAAUGCAUCGUUCUGCGUUUGCGAGGUGGGGCGAAUGGGCGGCCCUGCGAAAGGUAGUCUGAGCAAGGUCAGGUGUACUCGGCCUACCGUCGCGGAUGAACUGGUUGCGAUGUUCAUCCCGGACUUCAGUACGAUCGCAGUAUUGCUAUGGCAUUUCAGGAAGGAGGUGCUAUACACCUCCUCCUGCAUUUGCAUUGCUAAGGAUUGCAAUUGAAAAUCUUCUGCGAGCAGCUUUACAAAUGUCACCCUUCCGGAAUUCGGCCCUGAGCCGGGUUGGAGACGUUGGGUAUAAUGGGCUGGCUUGGAGCGUACUAGCUAAUAAGUAUUCUCUGGUACUAUCUGAGCACUGUUACUUGAGUUUCUAGUGUUGUAACAAACACCUACAUAUAAUUUUUUUGUUUAGAACAAUAGGACAUGGAGCUGUAAUAUGAAUUUGUUUAGCUUACGUUGUAGGAUGAGGCUUAGUGUUAUACGCUCAUUCAAUGCUACGUUUUUAUAUCUUCACAUCAUUUUAUGUGAAUUUGCGGCACACAUGCACAGGCUGUUUUUGCACCAGUUACUUGUUUUUAGUAUAUCCUAAUAUUAAAUCAACAAUCCCACAUUUCCCUCAGUAUAACAAGUUAAGCUCCUGUCUUUAAGUGUGCAUCCGAUUGUCCAUUUUCUUAGCUGUACAUCUACAAAUCAUACUCUUCUUCUUUUAAACUCUCUCUGAAGGGUACAAUAUAUGGCUGCCCCGGUGUCACCGCUCUCAGCAUGUCAUGAGAAGGAACGGGAUGAUUUUAAGUGCACAGAGCUCAGAGGGUUGUUCCUCUGCCUCUCUGCUCACUACAUCAUGUAACUGUGGUUGUCAUGGCAGUCACAUGACACUGUGCAAGUCUAUAAUUACAGCUUGAAGAAACAGAGCACAGAAAAUGGUAAUUGCAAGGAUGCUCCUCCUAACCUGCCACAGCGAUGUAUGUAAGGAUAAACUAUAAAAUCAUUGGAUUGCUUCUUUAAGAAAACUAGAUAGAAAAGUUAUUGCAGCCAUAGGUUCCGUAAACAGCCGAUCAGGAAGAUAAUGUUUUAUUCCUCCUAACUUUUUAAAUCUACAGAAACGCUUUAAUGAUGGCUAGUGUCUCGCCAAAAACAUUGAGAAGAUAAAGGCAUUUGGGUAGAUGUCAUAUUUGAUAACGCCCUUCUUUUUACCUGGUCAUUUGUCACAUGCUGCACGUGUCUAAGCUUCUAGUAAUGACGGGACGUUCGGGUAGUCACUGACUAGGAGCCCUUUAUAGCUUGGUAAUGCAACAAUCAGGAAAUAUCACUGAAACUAGUUUUUAUCCUAAUGAAAGCUAUGGCAGCGCUCAAUUGUACCUAAUUUUGUGCAACAGAUAAGAUAUAUUUGAUAUAUUGUAUUUCAGUAGGUUCCAGUUCAUUGCAGGACGAAUAUUCCUUUUGUUAGCAACUGACAAGUCUGCCAUCACAAUUUAUAGCAUGUUUUUUUUUUCUUUUGUCAUUUUAAGAUAUCUAUUUUUGUAGCGUUAUGCACGGCGUGCUGUUUUUUUCUACGUAUUUAUUAAGUAUUUAUAUGAAUUUUGACAAUAUAGUCGGCGGGGAAACUUGACGUAUAUUCUCAGUGGUGCUAUUUCCAAUUUGGUCAAUCUUGACUUAGUCGUGACGUAAAGGAAACGAUUCAUGGGUGUCUGAAGCUAGAAACACUUCAAUAUUCCACUCGGUAGUAUUACCCGGGAUUCCCGAUCUUCAGACUGUGCCCGGUAAAUACAGCGUGUGAGAACGGUGUCUGUAGUCCAUUGCUCAGUGCAGCCUUGGUAGAGUUGUUGGAGUGGAUGUGCGAUAUCUGAAGGUGCAAUGUAAAGUAUACCCAUUCCCUACACACAGUGCUUUCUAAUAAGAAUAUCGCCUUUCCAUCCAGUAAAAGUGCCUUGUUCCCCACGGGUGCGGAUUAUUAGAUCUACAGUCUAUAGGUCUACCACUAAUGGUCGACUUAGUAUAUGUAGACAAUAGGAAAGGUCGACAGGGUCAAAAGUUUGACACUAAUGAGGUAGACACAAUUUUUGUUUUGUUUUGUUUUUUUGGGGUGUUUUGUCACUUUUCUGCCACAAACAAGCCCCUUUAGUGUACCGCGUCCCUUCGCAUGGCUCGCUGAGGCAAGUACAUCACUCGGGACAGGUUACUAUUCCCAAUCGUAGUCCACAUGGAUGGUAAAGAAAAAGUUGAAAAAAUAACUAAUUAAAAAAUCUAGUGUCGACCAUUGUCAUUUCCACCAUUUGACACUGUCGACCUUUUGAACUGCCUGCCUUUUACAUGUCAACCUCUUGACCCCGUUGACCUAGUGCAUCUCUACUAUUAGUGGUAGACCUAUUGACUGUAGACCUUCUUAGUGUAGAUCUAUAGUCCGAAUACCGUUCCCCAUUGAUGGCGCUGGUCUUGUCUCAUUGUGACAUUCACUGUUUAAUCGCCAGUUGCAGAGAUCUUCAGUGAGAUUUAUAAAGUAUACGGGCGCGGUGACUGCCUCCUAUCCAGUUCACGGAACCUGUGACAUCACUGAGGAACUACGAGCUGCAUGGAGGCAGCUGUUGCUUGCAACUGAGAUACAGUAGAUCGAUUCUCUAGGACCCAUUACCAAAUCGGAGGCCCUUGGCACCUCAUUGAGGGGAACGGGUCCUGGUGAAUUGAUUGGCUAUGUUUAACCUUAUUGGUUGAUAUGUCUCCCAAUCGAUGGCCGUCCCACUUUGGGUAUGCAGCGUAUACUUUAAACAAUGCCACAGAUGUUUUCGGGCGUCAUAUGCCAUUACGUCUCACAAUUGCUCAGUAGGACACCGCAGUUUUUAUAUUCAUAUAUGAUGUUUGGUGCUUACUGUGCGCAUUUUCUGUGCUUCCACGCAGCAAGACGCAUUUUGCGUAAGUUAUGUACUUUUAUUAAUGCAGGUAUAAGUUACAGGCGUAGCCACAAGCUGCGUACGUUUUAUCCUCCAGAAACUCCUCUAGGAGCUCACAAUCCGCUUGUCCUCUAAAUGAGUGCACAUGAAUUAGAUGACAGAAGGACAGGAAUGAACUAAGUAUUACUUGUACGUGGGUUUUUUUUAUGCUGCAAAAAUGAUGAUAUUUGGUUUCUGUUCAUGGUCGUUGUGAUCGGUGGAAGGAAUUUGUGAGUGUAAUCACUGAAAGAAGAUGUGUUACGUGGUCACUCACAAUAGUCCCAAAUCAGGUUCUUAUGGGGAAAUAAAACCCAAAUCCAGAAUGUAAGGUCCCUGAUGUCAUGGUGAAGUCAUGGUGUCCGGAAUGUCUGCAUGCCAAUUACAUACAGUAGAAGCUGUACCACUGUUGGUCAAAAUGUCCGCACAAGAUGUGUUGGGAUCUCCUGCCGCCGCGGCAUCACUGUUCUAGUCGUGGUUUAGCCUCAUACGAGGUGCGGCAUAGGGGAUAAAAUAUUUCACAUUUGAUUUGUUUGUGCCAGGAAGAAACGGGGGAACUCUAACUGCGAGUUAUGAAAGUUUUCUAAACCAAUUUUGUUAAACUCUUAAGCAUCAAAACUUAUAUUUUGCGAGAGGGUGGUGGGGGAGGGACGACGACACACACUAUAUGCGCCAGUGGUUUAAUAUGGCGCCUCAUGAUCAGCAAUACGGCUCUUGAGUUUAUUAAAACCUUACGUGUCUCUAGUGGAAUCCAUUGAGCAGUACCGUAUUACAACCUUGUAGCCAACACAUUGAAUGGAAUGUGCGUAACGAUAAAAUGGAUUAAAUGGUCCGGAUUCAAAUCUCCCGUCCCCCCCUCCCGCCCCCCUAUCAAACCUGACAGUGGUAUUCUAAUGUUACUGACGACGGGCGCAACAACUUCAUUUGGGCGCCAAAAUGGGACUCUUCACGAUCACAUCCAUUACUAUAGUCGGGUUUAGGAGCUUGAUGCGCCUAAACCAGACAAAUGAGCGCGAUAGCGAGGCACAUUUGGAUAUCUCCCGUCACUUUAGACGGGAGAUAGCGGGUGCGAUAGGAUCUGAAUCCGGCCCAAUGAAUUACUAAUCGGUUUAUCUCAUACAAUGCUGAGUCCUGUUUUUGUUUGUUUUGGAUAUUUUUUUUUUAUACUCUGCACAGCAUCAAGUUGACAAAAUAUAUUGCGCCACCUAAUUUCAGAGUUUUGAGGGGUUUUUAGGGUUCACUGACAUUUCUAGUGGAGUUAUAUAACACUAACUAAAAAUAUUAUUUCUUUUUUAUUUAAGCCAAAGUUCUCUGCUUUCAUAAGACUGACAUUUACAGAGUGUAAUCGCGUUUUGUUAGUGUAUCACAACUCUGCACGCCUUACACAGGAUUGUGUCCACGUGGGACUGAUUGUGUGAGCGGCAAGGCUGCGUGUAGUUAGUAUUUCAACUACCUUUUAAGAAUACUGUAAAAUGUUAGAAUAAUUUAUUUUGCUUUACAAAAGUUUGUGAAAUUUUGACUUUCAUACUGUAUUUUUGGUAAUAAACACAUUUUAAUGAA
Pseudophryne corroboree (corroboree frog) is the source of this 8721-nucleotide messenger RNA. It is a transcript of the gene ZNF507, whose product is annotated as zinc finger protein 507. The record is from RefSeq and is a predicted model, not a curated record. The coding region runs from base 86 to 2761 and encodes 891 amino acids. The transcript has 6 exons. Gene Ontology annotation, cellular component: nucleus. NCBI's taxonomy places the organism in Eukaryota, Metazoa, Chordata, Amphibia, Anura, Myobatrachidae. Gene Ontology annotation, biological process: positive regulation of transcription by RNA polymerase II.